AUGAAUGCUUCAUUAACUCACCAAUUUAAUUUUGGAUUAUGUUUNGUUGAUCUUAUACUUACUGCUGGAUUAAAAGGAGAUAUAGAAAUGUUAGAACUUAUAUUUCAUGGAGGAAUUAAGAAUCUUAAUGACUUUGUGAAUGUUGAUAACAGAAAUAUAGGCCAUAUGGCUGUUAUGGUAAUGAAUUCAAAAAUUAUCCGAUUUUUGAGAUUUACUGCCAAAUUUAAUUUUAGCGAAAGAGAUCGAUGGGGUAACACACCCUACGAAAACGCUAUUGAAAUUAAAAGUAAAAAAAUAAAAGUUCAAAAACUCAAUGAUGUAGCAAUUGAAGAAAUCAUCGAAAUGUUACAAUCUAUUGGGAAUGAUUGA
Messenger RNA from Paramecium primaurelia, 369 nucleotides. Lineage: Eukaryota; Ciliophora; Oligohymenophorea; Peniculida; Parameciidae. The record is from the annotation of a GenBank genome assembly.